UGUAAAUCAUGUCUGGCAUGGACAUCGAUUAUUGUAUAUUCCUGAAAUCGACUCAAAUUUCGAUUUAUCUAGUACAACAUAUAGUUACAGUUAAAUUGAUAAAAAAAUCAUUUACGAGCAUAAAUCAAUAAAAGUAGAAAAACGGGAGAAAAACAUUUGUUAUCAAAUGUUAUCUAUUAUCAAUAUUCUACGUGGGAAUUUCAACAAGAUGUUUUGCGAAGCAAUUUUAAUGGUAAUGGAUUUGCAUCAAACUAACAUUCAGUUCUUAAACUCAAUUCUGUAGCUAAGGUUCGAAUUAGUAGCUGCAUUUAUUUCAAUGGGCUAUUGGUCGGAAUUGAAAGCCUGGCUGUUAAAGGACCCGGCAAAACUUAUUCGUUAUUUAGUUCUAUUCAUCUGUUGUGUUAUUGUUAUUGUGCAGUUAUAUGAGUGUUUUUCAAAAUUGGAUAAUCCGCCAAUAUCCACACAUUCUUAUUACAAUUUAAACGAAACGAUUGAAAUGCCAGCUAUAACAAUAUGUCGUGAUCCUCCCUAUAAAACUAAAGAAUUAAAAAAAAUAUCCGGUAAUGACUGUACACAUCCAAAAUAUAGCAGUUGUUGGUCUGAUUAUCCUUAUGAUGAUGUUGAAUUAUUGGAUUUUUUUACAAAUACAACUUUUAAUGAAAGUGAAACAUUUUCCAAAUACCAAUAUGGAUUAAAUGGAUUCGAAGAAUUUGUGGAAAUCACGGAUAGUUUACAUUUCUAUAUGGGACGUUGUCAUACGAUACGACCAAAAAUAUCUCUCAAACGAGCAAGUAAAUCGACCGGUUAUGCGAUUACGUUAAAACACCAUCUUACUAAAGAAGAAAUAAAGACGGGAUUCUUUGAAAAUCCGCCAGGUUGGCAUUUAUAUAUACAUGAUAUGAGAGAAAAUUUUACGGAGAUAAAUAUGAAAGCUUCGGGUCGGGUGGAAUAUGUAUUUGCCGAUAUAAAUGAAGAUAUCGAAAUUAAAUUACAGAGUCAGUAUUUUUCAAAUAUUGAAACGAAACAAAAUUAUUGUAAUCGAAAAGAGGGCUACAGUGAUUUAAAGUGUGGUGAAAUUUGUAUUUGGCAUGAAUUGGGUAGAAAAUCAAAUUGUUCUGGACCCUGGAUGCCUGAUGCUCAUUGGCCUCACUGUUCGAAUUACAAGACAAUGAUGAAACUUAUUGGCGAAUAUGGAAAAGUUUAUGAUAGCGAUGAUGAUCGUGUCGACUGUAAUUGUGCACAACCCUGUGAAUCGAGAAUAUUUUCCGCUUACAUUCAAAAUCGUAAAAGUUUUGCUUAUGCCGAACCCAAUACUCAAAUCUAUAUAUAUUAUACCACAAAAUUAAUAUCCCAGAUGAUCGAAGAGCGACCAAGUUACGAUACAACACAAUUUAUAGCCGAUGUUGGCGGUUCUUUGGGUUUCCUCUUGGGUCUAUCUGUCUUGGGUUUAAUUGGCAUUUUAGAACAUAUAACUCUCUUGUUAUGCGGUGGGGUCAUUAAGAAAAUGCAACAUAAAAAUGAAAAACGUAUUAAGGACCAUGAAGAGUUGGAUAAAGAUUCAGAAACUACAGUUGAUAUCGCUACUAUUUAUAAAGCUAAAUAUUAAAAUGUUGUUUAACAUAUAGCCCCAAUAUAUUUUUAUUAAUAUUGUAAAUGUAAUAACCCAGGAAAAACUUUAGAACUUGUUCUAAAAACUACUAGUUCUAGAACGAGUGAAAACAGCACCACUUCAGAUUCUUAAACAACAGUCUUGGAUCUAGUAGUGUCGCCAUUAAUUCUGGAACCCGCUGAUUAGAAUACUGUUGUGGUUCUUAAAUACUUCUAAAUAGUUUUCAAGGAACUAGUUCUUUGAAACUAGUUAUACAUUGCUACUGCACUAGUUCAA
Messenger RNA from Lucilia cuprina (Australian sheep blowfly), 1885 nucleotides. RefSeq lists its product as uncharacterized. The record is from RefSeq and is a predicted model, not a curated record. NCBI's taxonomy places the organism in Eukaryota, Metazoa, Arthropoda, Insecta, Diptera, Calliphoridae. The transcript is spliced from 9 exons. Bases 317 to 1606 code for a protein of 429 amino acids. Gene Ontology annotation, molecular function: ligand-gated sodium channel activity. Gene Ontology annotation, biological process: sodium ion transmembrane transport. Gene Ontology annotation, cellular component: membrane.